CUGAGGCUGAUCCGCCUCACCCAGGAUGGAGAGCCCGACUCUUCAGACGCUCUCCUCUGACCUCCACCGGCGCAGACCCUUGCUGCUGCUGCUUCUCUGAAAAAUCAAGGGAAGUGCCUCACACAUGUGAACCCCCCCAGGGCCGCUGUACUGUUCGGGGCGGGUGGAGGCUUUUGGAGGCGGUGAGCUGGUUCAGGUGAGUUGCAGCGUGGAGGGUGUCCGAGGGGCACUCUGUGGCUGCGUUAACCACCCCCCCAGGCUGGGGGUGAAGAGGAAGGCUGGCCGGAACGUGCCCUGCAGCAAGCCGGGCGAGGAUGAGGCGUUUCCUGAGCAGGAAGGGCCGCUUCUCCCUGCGCCAGAGCAAGUCCGGGACCCGGAGUGCCUCCAAAGAUUUCUUCCUUGGCCUCCCUGCCACCAACCAGAACUGGCCCGAGGCCUUUGGUUUCCGGCUGGGGGGCACCGGCCCCAGUUACAUCCUGUCCGUGGUGGAGGGAAGUAGUGCCUACCUUGCUGGCUUACAGCCAGGUGACCAGGUGGUGGACAUCGAAGGCCAAGAUGUGACUAACCUCAGCACACCUGCUCUGAUCGCUCUGGCUCAGACCCUGAAGACCGUCCCACCCAGCAUCGGUGUGGUGUCACGCCUCGAACAGAUUGACAUCACCCCAGGCCCAGACGGGCGUUUUGGCUUCACCAUCGUGGGAGACAGCCCUCUGAUGGUCGAGGAAUGCAUGCCCGGCGGGCCUGCGGCACACAGCGGCCUCAAAGUUGGCGCCUACGUCAUGGAGGUCAACGGCAUCCCCGUGAAGCACCACGAAACGGCAGCAGCCAUGAUCAAAGCGGCGCAGGGGCGACCUCUGCGCCUGGGCGUGCUCAGCAUGGCUCGCCGGAACAAGCGGCUGAGCAGCAGCAUGAGGGUGCUGUCGCAGAGCGGAGACAGCGUCAGGGAGAGUCGAGCGCACAAGGCCAUGGAGUUCAACAAGAAAGUAGAGGAAGUGCUCGGAGAAGAGCCAGAUGUGAAGGAACAGCUGUUUGAGGUGCUCAAGCAGUACGCUUCAGAGAGGGAUGUGGAGAGUCUGGCUGAAGCCCUGCCGGACAUUUUGAUCACAGAGGAGCAUCAGCAGCUGAUCGACAACGUCAGGAUCUUCAUUCCCAAAAAGCACCGGGAGCGUUUCGACGAGGUGGUCUCUCAGAGUUUGAUGAGCCGGCUGAAGGGGCGGAGCUUCAGUGACCCCAGCCGGAGCCAGUUUCGCCGCAGCCGAAGCGAGGACCACCCCGAACGUCUCCUGGUCUCCACCCGAGCCAGCUCAGUGCCGCGCACCCACGCAGAAGAGGGCAUGGCCCUGCCUGCCAGAGGCAUGCGCAAGAUCACCUCACUCAUGGCGGGCCACUCUGGUGGCGCCCCCAACUGCAGGACAGUGAGAGUUUGUAAGGGCAACUUAAGUUUCGGCUUCACCCUGAGAGGCCACGCUCCGGUCUGGAUUGACUCUGUGAUCCCUGGAAGCCCUGCAGACAAGGCAGGUUUAAAACCAGGAGACCGGAUUCUGUUUCUCAACGGCCUGGACAUGAGGACCUCCUCUCAUGAGAAAGUUGUGUCCAUGCUGCAAGGAAGCGGGGCGAUGCCCACCCUGGUGGUGGAAGAAGGCCCGCCCACUUUCACGCUGGCCGAGCAGGACCCUACGGGGGGAGGCGUUCCCGCGGAACGCGCCCGUUCUCCGGUGCUCAGCUCCCUGCAGUGGGUGGCGGAGAUUUUGCCCCCCAGCAUCAGGGUGCAGGGCCGCACCUUUGGACAACAGCUGGAGCACCUGCUGACCAUCCAGGAGAGGUACAUCAUCUGCAAAGCUCUGGAGAACUUCUUCCAGCACCGGAAUGUUGACACGCUGAUUGUGGAUGUGUUCCCAGUGCUGGAUACUCCAGCCAAGCAGGUGAUCUGGCAGUUUGUUUACCAGCUGCUGACGUACGAAGAACAAGAGCACUGCCAGAGCAAGAUUUCACGUUUUCUUGGCUACAAAGCACCAGUUCCACCACCACCACCUCCGCCUCCCCCUCCUCCGGAGCCAGAGCCGGCCCCGGAGCCCCAUCGCCGCAGCAGCUCCAUGAGGGUGACAGGGACCACGUACAGGAGCAGUGUGAGGGGCCGCAGCUCUGAUGACUUGGUCAUUGGCACACACUUAGGCAUGGGCCUCCGUGCAGAGUCCACACAGGAAACAGGUAUGAGGUUGGCCCCUGGAGAGCGUCAGUCCGGUGAUGGCACCUCUCUGCCGGAGACUCCCAAUAACCUCACUAAUCUGUCAGCAGUGUACGCUGAACUGGAAAACAUGUACUCAGCCAAGAGGUCCAAGUCUCUGAAGAGCCGUCCUCCGCCUGAACCUGAGAGUUUGUUGGAUUUGGACUCUCCACCACGGCCGGAGUCUCCCCUCAUAAAUACUAACACAGGCAGCCAUAAGGGACCCCCAACCCAUUCAUCCUGGCCAGACCCUCUGCCCAGUCCCCCUCCAGCCCAGUUCUACCCACCGGGGUUGACGAGCCAGACGAGUGGGGAGUCUAACCCCUACAUGAGUUUAGACAGCCCCCMUCCAUCCCCUCCAGAACCCGACUUCCCUUCCAGCCCACCUGUCCGACGCAGCAGCAAGCGGCGCUACACCUUCUCCAAACCUCCUCGCUCGGAGGACACGGAUCGCUUUCUGGACGCGCUGAGCGAGCAGCUGGGACAGAGGGUGGCAAUCGUUGACGACUUCCUGACCCCUGAAAAUGACUAUGAAGAGGAUGUUGUGCAGAUGGGCUACCCGGAUGAGGAUGAGGAGGAUAAUGAAGAUGAGCUCGGGGUGGAUGAAGAGGAGAACGGGGGAUUUGUCGAUCCAGAGCUAAGCAGCCCGAGCGACGUCCAGAGCAGCAGCGGCGAGGAGAACGCCUCCUCCCUCACCUAUUCCUCGUCCUCCGAUCACAUUCCUCCACCGCCCAUGUCACCUCCGCCACCCCCACCUGUUCAGUUCAAUGACCCACCUCCUCCCCUUGCGCCGCCUGCGCCGAGUCAACCCCAGCAGCAGCAACAGCAGGAAUCAAUGAGCUUAUCUCCUGAGCCAUUACCAAGAGGAUACCUGCCCAUCCGCCGGAAAUCUGGCCCACCUCCACCACCUCCUCCCCGCAGCAAUCCGCCACCAAAACGCCACUCCUUACACAAAGUCCUCCCUGCAAGAGAAGACCUGCAGGUCCACGCUACCAUACAGGAGCUGAAAGCAUUCCAAGAGCAACAGGCCUACCAGGAAAGACAAGCUUUUGAGGAGCAGCAAGCGUAUAAGGAGAGGCAGGCGUACGAGGAGCAAAAAKCCUACGAGGAACAGCAACUUUUCCAAGAUCGGCAGGAACAGCAAGAAAAAAUAUACAAAGAAAGGAAAAUGUACGAGGAGCAGAGAGCUUUCAAGGAGCAAAAAACCUUUGAGGAGCAKCAAAUGUACCAGGAGCAGCAGGCUUACCAAGAAAGACAAGCCUAUGAGCAACACCAGGCCUACCAGGAGCAAAAAGCGCUUCAAGAGCUUCAGGCCUACCAGGAGCAGAAAGCGUAUGAGGAGGGCAGGGCUUACGAGGAGCGUCAAGCGUAUCAAGAGCAACAGAUGCAGCAGAUGUACCAGAGCCACCAGUCGAUGCCGGUCCAACCAACACAGCAGAAAGCCCACCCACCUCUGCCUCUCCAACAGCCACACCAGUCGUUACCCCCCUUACCUUCCCAGGACCCCACCCAUCAAAACCACCCUCUUUAUAUGAUGCGGCAAGUGCAGCAGCAACAGACCCGGCACAGCCUUCACCAUAGACGCUUGUCCCGCUCCGCUCCUCCCCCACAUCASCCGUCACCGCAGCAAGCCGUGCAUCCGGGACAACAAAGUCCGUAUCCAGAGGGCAUCUACCAAAGUCAUCAGGGCGGACGGCCACAGCCCCACCAUUCCUCCAUAGAGAUGCUCCACCAGCUGCAUCACRCUCCAGCGCAUCAUUCCUCAUCAGAGAUGCUCCAUCAGCUGCAGCAAACCCAGGUCCACCACGCCUCUGCAGAAAUGCUCCAGCAGAUGCACCAACCCCACGCCCACUACUCCUCAUCAGAGCUGCUCCAGCAGAUGCAGAAGGCCGCGGCCCAUCGUUCCUCCACGGAGCUCUUGCACCRGAUGCAGCGAAUGCAGCCCCACCACUCUUCAACCGAGCUCCUCCAUCAAGCUCACCAGAUGAACCGAGGACAGCCCCACCACUCCUCGAGCGAGCUGCUCCACCAGGUGCACCAGCCCCACCACUCCUCCAUGGAGCUUCUCCAUCAGGCUCAUCAGAUGCACCAACCCAAGCCCCACCACUCCUCCACGGAGCUUCUGCACGAGGCUCGGCAAGAGCCCGCCUCCCUCCCAACUCAGCUCAACCGCGAGGGCCAAACCCACCAGAGUCGCAAGAGCCUCAAAGGUCAUCAUCAAGCUGAYGUUCCGCUGCAGGGCAGACCCAAAGACCAGCAGGUUCAGCAGAUCCACCACUCACAGCCCACUAAACCCUCCCCACAGAGACCCCACUCGAUCCAACAGACCCACCAUCAUUCCAGUACGYCUCAGAUCCACCACAUCCACCACAUGAUCCCGCAGCCCCCUCCUCAGGACUAYCAGCACCAGAUCCACGUCAUUCAUCCUCCCCAGCAGCCACACAGGCCCCAGCCACUGCUCACCACCUUCCAGCCCCUCCAGCCCAGCCUCUCCACCUUCCAGCCUCUGCCCCAACACCCCCCGCCUCAGCAGCAGGUCCAGUCCUCGGCGCAAACGGCCCGCCCACACUCCCAGCCCUCGCACCACCUCCUGCGGACCCAACAACCCCAACCUCACCACAAGCAGUCCCAAACCCAGAGUCAGCCCCCGUCGCUCCCUCACUCCAUCUCUGAUCCCACGGAGCACCUAGAGCCGCCUCCUCCUCCUCCUCCACCCUUACCGCCCCCCUGCUCCCCUCCUCCACUGCCAAGACCCACCCUGUCCAGGAUGGACUCUCAUCACAUGAGCGUGAAGAGGCUGCGCUGGGAACAAGUGGAGAACUCAGAGGGGACUAUAUGGGGACAGUUGGGRGAAAAUUCAGAUUAUGAAAAACUGCAUGACAUGGUGAAGUAUCUGGAUCUGGAGCUCCACUUUGGGACCCAGAAGGCCUCCUUGCUUCCUUCUGAGCCGUCCCUGGAAAGUUUCAAGAAGAAGGAUGUGAUCGAAAUCCUGUCCCAUAAAAAGGCUUACAACGCCUCCAUCCUUAUUGCCCACCUGAAGCUCUCCCCCAGUGAGCUGCGUCAGGUCCUGAUGAGCAUGGCCACAGACCGACUGGAGCCGGCUCACAUCAAGCAGCUGCUGCUCUACGCUCCCGACGCAGAAGAGAUGAAAAAAUACGAAGAGUACAGAGAGGACCCCAGCAAACUCAGCGAGCCGGACCAGUUUGUGCUGCAGAUGUUAUCUGUUCCAGAGUUUAAGACCCGUCUGCAGAGUCUGCUCUUCAAGUGUUCUCUCCAGGAGAAGACGGAGGAGCUGAGGGGAGCGUACGACUGUAUCAUCAAAGCCUCCAUCGAGCUGAAGACCAGCAAGAAGCUGGCUAAGAUACUAGAGUUUGUCUUAGCGAUGGGGAACUACUUGAAUAACAGCCAGCCUAAAACCAGCAAGACUACAGGCUUUAAAAUCAACUUUCUCACCGAGCUGAGCACAACUAAAACAGUCGAUGGGAGAUCAACCUUUCUACAUAUUCUGGUCAAAUCAUUGUGUCAACAUUUUCCAGAUGUGUUGGAUUUCUCCAAAGACCUGACCAUGGUUUCUCUUGCAGCAAAAGUGAACCAGAGAACUAUCACAUCGGAUGUGAACGACAUUCAUUCCACUAUUCAGGAAAUCCGUGCGGCUUGUCAGAAGAUGCCUGCGACGUCCGAGGAUCGCUUUGCCGUCGUCAUGAGCAACUUCCUGGAAAACAGUCAUCCAGCUCUGCAGUCUCUGGAAUCCCUCCAACAAAGAGCCAUGGAGGAGUUCAGCCGAACCGCCUCGUACUUUGGCGAGGACGGCACGUCCACCACCUCUGAGGCAUUCUUUGGCAUUUUUGCUGAGUUCAUGAGCAAGUUUGAGAGAGCUCUCAGUGAUCAACAAGGGGCAGAAAACCCAAAGAGUCCAAGGAGUCCACGUCUGGCCUCCCCGCUGGCCUGGUAACACACACAUGGAGAUCACCAUAAACUGGACUGUUACAGCAUCUAAAGCAUUAAACACACAAACACACAUUUAACGUGCAGUACUUGACAAACAUGUUCAUUUUCACUUAAGAAAGAAAGGRGAAGUUAAAUUGAGGUCAAAUAUAUGUUACAGUAUGUUAAAGAUGUGAACUUUAGGUUUGUGUCAGUGUUUCAUUUUAAGGAUCAAUCUAAUAAAAAUCACCAGAACACAACUUUAUUUUAUGUUCAGGAUAUMUAUACUGUUUGGACGAUAGUCCAAUAGUUUAAACUAUGUUUCUCUAAGCACCCAUGUGGAGCAGAAGAAUUACACAUAAAGGUCUUUGUGAUGUAUUAAGACAUACAGUAGAUAUAUUUAAUCUUGAAAUAGAUAAACUCUUAAUGCUUAUGUUUAUCAGACACCCACCACAUUGAAUGUAACGUAGACUUUUUAAGAAUUUUGUAUCUGCUUGAAGUGGAGUUCAAUGGAAAAGUCAUGAAUAAUAACUAUCUUACCUGUUGCAGAUAGGUCUUUUAAUUACCUCGGUUUGGAGAAAUAGUUUAAUUCUGACCUGAUUGAUGAGUGAAAACAAGGGUGUCAAACUCGUUUUCCCUGAUGGUCACAUGAUGGUGGUCCUCAAAGGGCCAAUUGUAAUUGACUUUGACGUUUUGUGUUUAUCUUUGACCAAAGACGAAACCUCAUGUUCCUCGUCUCAUUGCUACAGGUGACCACCGUUAAACAAUUACUGAGCUCUACAUGGUAUUUUGUGCACAGAAACUAUUUUAACAUGUCCUCUUACAAACACUGAAUGCAGCAAAAUAGAGAUUUUACAUGGCGAACUUCUCACCUGACGGCUACUUUUGAACCCUGUGCACCUCCAGCCAGUGGURAGGUGUCAUUUUGUGGGAAAAAGACUCGACCUGCGUUAUGGGAGAUGCAUUCUGGCUUUAAAGCAGCUUAUUUUAAGACAAUACAUCUUUGAAGUUCUCACGGGCCACAUUAAAAGCCUUGGUGGGCCACAUUUGRCCCACAGGUCCWAGGUUUGACACGUGCCAGAGACUAAUUAAGCUAUCUGUACCAGGUGAGAUGUUAUUUGUUCAGAACAUUUCCAGUUAACCCCAUUUCAAAAGAUCUGACCAAUUGUUUUAAGUAAAUUCUCGUCAGCUGCCCAGAUAGCAGAUAGCUUUAUUUAAUUAUGUUUUUUUUCCCUGAGUUUUGUAMGAUACUUACAGCUUGCAAAUAGGAGCCGUGUGUGAGUGUUUGUGUGUUGGUGCUUUAUGAGAAGACUGCAGAAAUGAGAUGAUGUGAAUGUUUAGCUGUGCUCCACUGUUAGAUACUGCGCUCAGUAUGUUGUGAUAACUGUCCAGAGAUGCUGAAAUGUCUGAACCAUCUUCUUCUUAUUGUUCUAGUUUUUCUUUUCUUCUACGGUCUUUGAUUGAAUUUUAAUGUGUUUUCUGUGUAAAGCAUGGUGUUUAAACCACCGAGAGGACAACAAUAACCUUAGAUUUGUGGUGUAAUCUGAUUUUCAGACAAAUAAUAAUGCAGCAUACAAUACUUUAUCAGAUAAGCCUUUAUUAAAAAAAAACAACUAAGCUUUCAAGUUCAAUUGUUAAGGCGAGUUAUUUUUAGAUCUUAUAAUUAUUUUAAGCUUUAUUUUCUAAUGAUAUAUUGGUAUAAUGUUUCUUUCAGCUCUAAUUACAGAAUGUACCAUUUAAAGCACUGUUGUUCAUUUAGGAUCUAUGAAGUGUAAAGUCUGUAUUUUGUAUUGUAACAAAACAAUGCAACCAAAUAUAAAGACUUGUAUUGGGUC
Messenger RNA from Austrofundulus limnaeus, 7983 nucleotides. RefSeq names its product glutamate receptor, ionotropic, delta 2 (Grid2) interacting protein, a (gene grid2ipa). NCBI's taxonomy places the organism in Eukaryota, Metazoa, Chordata, Actinopteri, Cyprinodontiformes, Rivulidae. Gene Ontology annotation, biological process: regulation of DNA-templated transcription. The record is from RefSeq and is a predicted model, not a curated record. Gene Ontology annotation, molecular function: protein binding. The transcript has 23 exons. The coding region runs from base 315 to 6176 and encodes 1953 amino acids.